AUGAAGAACCACAUUUCUUCAGCUGUUAUUUUCCUUCUCUUCCUUGUUUUCACAAACCAUUGUCUAAGCAUUGAAGCCCAAACCUGCAAACCCAGUGGUAAAAUCAAAGGCAAGAAUCCACCACCAAAUCAAUGUAACCAAGAGAACUACUCUGAUUGCUGCCAAGAUGGCAAAACCUACCCAACUUACAAAUGUUCACCAAAAGUUACAGGGCACACAAAAGCGACCUUGACAUUGAACAGUUUUGAGAAAGACGGAGAUGGUGGGGCCCCAUCUGAAUGUGACAACAAGUACCACUCAGACAACACCCCAGUGGUUGCACUCUCCACGGGUUGGUUCAACAACAUGAAGAGGUGCCUUCGGAACAUUACCAUUUACGGCAAUGGCCGGAGCGUCAACGCCAUGGUCGUCGACGAGUGUGACUCCACCAUGGGGUGUGAUGCUGAUCAUGAUUACCAGCCACCUUGUCCUAACAACAUUGUUGAUGCUUCUAAAGCUGUUUGGAAGGCUUUGCAAGUCCCUGAAGAUAAUUGGGGUGAAUUGGAUAUCUACUGGAGAGAUACUUGCAAACCAAGUGGCAAAAUCAGAGGCAAAAAGCCACCACCAGGCCAAUGUAACAAAGAGAACUACUCUGAUUGCUGCAAAGAUGGCAAAUCCUACCCCACUUACAAGUGCUCACCAAAGGUUACUGGCCACACAAAGGCAACCUUGACAUUGAACAGUUUCGAGAAAAAUGGUGAUGGCGGAGCCCCAUCUGAAUGUGACAACAAGUACCACUCAGACAACACCCCAGUGGUUGCACUCUCCACAGGUUGGUUCAACAACAUGAACAGGUGCCAUCAUAAUAUUACGAUAUAUGGCAAUGGCCGGAGAGUCAACGCCAUGGUUGUCGACGAGUGUGAUUCCACCAUGGGGUGUGAUGCUGAUCAUGAUUACCAGCCACCUUGUCCUAACAAUAUUGUUGAUGCCUCUAAAGCCGUUUGGAAGGCCUUGAAAGUCCCAGAAGGCAAUUGGGGUGAAUUGGAUAUCUAUUGGAGUGAUGCUUGAUUGAUUUAGUACUCUAUGUUUCUUUUUUUUUUUUUUUUUUUUGUUGGUGUGUGUGUGUGUGUGUGUGUGUCAAUAUCAGGUUAUUGGGUUUGCUAUGUUUCACGUGUACUGUGUUUGUGUUAUGCUUUCAUGUGUGAUAUUAUUUACUGUAUAGUUUC
This is a messenger RNA of Ziziphus jujuba (common jujube), 1205 nucleotides long. RefSeq lists its product as uncharacterized. The transcript has 2 exons. The coding region runs from base 1 to 1047 and encodes 348 amino acids. The record is from RefSeq and is a predicted model, not a curated record. Lineage: Eukaryota; Viridiplantae; Streptophyta; Magnoliopsida; Rosales; Rhamnaceae.